This is a messenger RNA of Trametes versicolor FP-101664 SS1, 1293 nucleotides long. Its product is annotated as FAD/NAD-P-binding domain-containing protein. Bases 1 to 1293 code for a protein of 430 amino acids. Lineage: Eukaryota; Fungi; Basidiomycota; Agaricomycetes; Polyporales; Polyporaceae. The record is from RefSeq and is a predicted model, not a curated record. Gene Ontology annotation, biological process: secondary metabolite biosynthetic process. The transcript is spliced from 9 exons. Gene Ontology annotation, molecular function: FAD binding.
AUGUCGACGCCCAGCGCAGACCGCAAAGUCGACGUCGCCAUCGUGGGCGGGGGCGUGUGCGGCCUCACCUGUGCGGUUGCGCUGCAGAGGGCCGGCGUGUCUGUGCAGCUGUUCGAAGCCGCGGCUGCGUUUGGGGAGAUCGGAGCCGGCAUAGGUAUCGGACCGAACGCCGUACGCGUUUUGCGGGCAUUGGGGGUCUUGGACGAGGUGUUGCAGAAAUGCAACCCCGGAGACCUGCGGCCUAGAGGCUUCACCUAUCGCACCGGCGUCGGCGAACAUAGAGCAGUGUAUAAAACCACCGCAGAGGGCCCUGAAGAGCAGGGCAUCGGUAUGCACCGCGCGGCUUUCCUCGACGCGCUCGUCGGCGUGGUGGACAGCAGUGCGUGUCACUUCAACAAACGCCUCGUGUCCAUCUCCGAAUCGCCUACCGAUCCCAGCCGCAUCCUCUUGCAUUUUCUGGAUGGAACGACGCACGAGGCCGAUGUCGUGCUUGGGGCGGACGGGAUCAAGAGCUCCGUGCGCAAGUUCAUAUUGGGAGGAAAGGACGACAGGGCCGCGUUCAGCAACACGGUCGCGUAUAGAGGUUUGAUACCCUAUCCGAAGCUUAAAGCGGCGGGGUUCAAGACGGAGUUGACUGCGUCUCCGGCGUGCUUCGUGGGGCCCAGCAAGCACUUCAUAGUUUUCCCGAUAAAGAACGAUACGAUUAUCAACGUCGUAGCGUUCGCCGCAAGAUACGACGUCCCCACAGGCUCCGCGAAUCUCCCGGAAGGCACGCCGUGGGUGGAAGAGGUCUCCAAGGACGAGCUGAAGCAGGUGUACGAAGGCUGGGGCUCCGACAUCGCCGCGAUCCUCGAGUGCAUGCCCGAGACCCCAAGCAAGUGGUCUAUCCACGUCGUCCAUCCGCCGCUCGAAAGCUACACUGCCGGGCGGGUUGCCCUGCUCGGUGAUGCCGCCCAUGGGAUGCUGCCUCACUUGGGCGCUGGGGCCGGGCAGGGAUUGGAGGAUGCCUACCUGCUCUCGCGUCUCCUCAGCCACCCCCAAACACACAUCAAUAACAUAGAAGUAUACUCGCAGAUCCGGAAGCCGCGCGCACAGUCCGUCUGGGAGCUCAGCCAGCUCGCGGGGCGCACGUACGACGGGAACGGGCCGCACGGGGAAGACUGGGACAGCGUCGGCGCCGACCUCGAUGGCCUCUUCCACUCCGUCUGGCGCCACGACCUCGACGCUGAAUUCGAAGCGGCCCUCGCGCUGCUGCGCGAGCGCGGGGCUUUCUCAGCGGAUGCUUCUCCGUAG